Alternaria ethzedia is the source of this 1872-nucleotide messenger RNA. RefSeq lists its product as uncharacterized. The transcript is spliced from 6 exons. The coding region runs from base 1 to 1872 and encodes 623 amino acids. Gene Ontology annotation, molecular function: protein binding. The record is from RefSeq and is a predicted model, not a curated record. NCBI's taxonomy places the organism in Eukaryota, Fungi, Ascomycota, Dothideomycetes, Pleosporales, Pleosporaceae.
AUGCGCUUCGAAUACUCUAGCUUGGCACUUUUUGCCGGGAUUUCUUGGGCAGCCUCUUUGCCAAACACUACAAACUUCGAGCAGGAGACGCGCAGCCUCGAUGAAAUCUACCAGGCAGCUUUGGCAGAAGGUGGCGUUGUCACUCUUUGGCAUGGCGGCGAUGAGAAGACUCAGCAGAACAGUCUGAAGAGUGCUUUUGAGGCACGGUUCCCUAACAUGACACUCAAUGUCACCGUCGACCUGUCGAAGUACCAUGAUGUCAACCUUGACGCACAGCUGGCUGCCGACAAUGUUUACGUCGACAGCAUCAUCCUGCAGACGCUUCACGACUACCCACGAUGGAAGAAGCAAGGCGCUUUGAUGAACUACGCACCAUUAAACUUCGACAAGAUCUAUCCUGUGUUCAAGGAUGCCGAAGCGGCGUACAGUGGACUUCUUAUCUUUGAUUGGGGUAUCUCCGCCAACAUGAACAAGACAAGCGCCAUGCCGACAUCGUACCAAGACUUCACGAAGCCCGAAUACAAGGACAAGAUUGUUCUGACCUACCCCAACGACGAUGAUGCCGUCUUGUACCAGUUCGAACUGAUUAUCGAAGAGCUCGGUGAGGAAUGGUUCGACGCCCUACUCGCCAACAACCCCCGCUGGGUGCGCGGUACUGCCACUCCUGGUACACUCAUCAAGGCUGCCAACAGCAGCAGUGCGGUAACCUUUAGCUCGGGUUACUCAUUCGCAGACCGACCACCAGUCAAGUACGCGCUCCCCAGCGACGCCAAAUUCGUCUCUUGGGCUCAGACUGGCGCAAUCCUGAAGAAAGCACCCCACCCUGAAGGCGCAAAGCUACUUCACAGCUUCAUGCUCAGCGACGAAAACCAAUCUAGCCGUGGCUGGAGCGUCCGUCAGGAUAUCCCAGCACCAGAAGGCGCCGAGACGAUCCUGCAGCAGCCCGGUACGGAUGCGCCUGCGUUUGCUGAGUUCAUGGCAGACCGUGGUCAUGUUGAGAGGCGAAGGGACUUCUAUGAGGUGAGGAUUGCGACCUUGUUUGCUCGCGCCAACCUCACUGCUCUAAUAUUGUUGCAAACUCGCACUGCAAUCCCUUUCGGCCGCAAGGUCUUCGAUAUGUCUGAAUCAAAGCGAUCGGCUGCUAAGCUCUUCAACAACCCCGCGCUAUCCGAUGUCACGAUCAAGCAAAUCCACGAAGGCCACAUACGCGAAUACUAUGCGCACAAGGCCGUGCUAUGUCUAGAGUCCGACUACUUUCUCAAUGCUUUCACUGGCAACUUCAAGGAAGCAUCAGAAGGCAUCAUGGAAUUGCAUGAGGACGAUCCCGAUCACUUUGAGUUCUUUCUCAAGUUCAUCUACACCAACGAGUACGACAAACACGAGAUCGCGAAGCUCGCAGGCGAUGACAAGAGCAAGCGUGUGCUUGUUCCAAUCGGCGUGCACGCUAUCGCUGACAAGUACGACGUUGUCAAGCUCUACGAGCCAGCUGCAGAAGAUGUGAAGGCUGUACUUAUAGAAGCUGUCAAAGACCUAGACAUGCUCAUCACUGCAAUCCACGCUCACUACGGUACCGAGGUCAACGUCGAUGGGGCUAUGGGACGUCUCAUAACUUCCGUUGUCUUCGAAAAGUACCGUUAUCUUGUCAAGACGAAGGACUUUGAGCAGUUGCUGCUUGCGCAUCCCACCUUCGCCGCAGACGUUGCGCUGAACUUACAGCGUAACGCACUAUAUGCAUUAACAGCUGGUUGGUGUAUUGGCUGCCAGGCCAACCAGAACAUUGACGCAGCUGGUAUGCGCAAGGCAGGUUGCACAUACUUCUAUUGCCCGAAUUGCAGCAGGCAAUGCCCUCUUCCAUCUGUCGGUGAAAACUAG